Solanum lycopersicum (tomato) is the source of this 603-nucleotide messenger RNA. RefSeq lists its product as uncharacterized. Lineage: Eukaryota; Viridiplantae; Streptophyta; Magnoliopsida; Solanales; Solanaceae. The record is from RefSeq and is a predicted model, not a curated record.
AUGUCGAAUUUAUCCAAACUUGAGUUUGUGGCAUUAGAUAUUUCUGAAAAGAAUUGUCUUUCAUGGGUACUCGAUGUUGAGAUUCACUUAGAUGCUAAAGGUCUUCAUGCCACCAUUAUUCAGGGAAAUGAACCAUCGAGACAAGAUAAGGCAAAGGCUAUGAUUUUCCUUUGUUAUCAUCUUGAUGAGGGCAUGAAUAUUGAACAUCUGACGGAAAAAGAUCCACUUGAAUUGUGGAAUGAUUUGAAGGGGAGAUAUGACCACCUAAAGGCAACAGUGUUACCAAGAGCUCGUUAUGAGUGGAUGCAUUUACGAUUUCAAGAUUUUAAGACCAAUCAUGAAGCUCGUCCCACUGGAACUGCUCCACUACCGAAAGCAAAUAUGGUGGAAGCACGUGAUCAAUCUGAAGUAAAAAGAGAUGAUCAUCGAGGCUAUAAUAAUACAUGGGGCGUGACAAAGAAAACAGAUGAUGAUAAGCCGGGAACAUCUCAAAAAUAUGAUAAGAAUAUUGAAGCAAAUUUGGCUUUAAAGGAUGAUGUUUUUGAUGGCCUUGGUGACAUUACUCAUAUGGAAGUUGAUGACUUCUUUGGAGAUCGAAACUGA